AUGAUGCUCAAGGCUCGAAGGGAAUAUACCAAAGCGUUAUCUGAAACCAACAAGGGCCUUGCAGAUAUCGCAACAUCCGAUAGGGAUGAUAUUUUGGCCGCGGUCGUUUUACUUGGCAUGUAUGAAGUUGUUACCUGCUCUGAUGGUCAUUUUAUCGACCGAUGGAUGAAGCACGUGGAAGGCGCGGCAAGAUUAGUCGAAUAUCGAGGAUUGAAACAAUUAGAGCGCCGAGAGGGAUUGGAAAUAUUCACCCAACUGCGCUUGCACAUUAACACUUGUGACAUUUAUCGAAAAAGACGCAGCACCGCACUUUACAUCCGGCUGACAGAAAACGCGAUGAAGUAUCGGGAUGAAAAUGAUCAGAUCAUCGAUCUUCUUUGCCUCGAAGUCAUCAAAUUGGCCGAUUUACGAGCAUCGAUUGAUGAUGGGAGCAUCUUUGAUCCCGGCGAGAUCAUUCGUAAAGCCCUAACCAUCGAUGCAAACCUCGCAUCACUUUUCAUAAGUGUCCCAACGCCUUGGCAGUACCAAGAAAUUGAAAAUCCGUUCUCUAAUGGACCUCAAAUUGGCCGAACUGUUUGGGGCAACACCUAUCAUUUAUAUGGAAGUCUAAGAGCAAGCAACAUGUGGAAUAACUGGCGCUCUGUGCGAAUCCUCUUGCAUGAACUCAUCAUCGAAACUGUGGCAUCUCUAGAAGGCUGUUCUCCUGGCCCCGAGCGUCGACAGCAACUCGCAUUGGCUGCUCAUAGUCGAUUUAUCGCUUCACAGUUGGUGGAGGAUAUAUGCGCGAGUGUGCCUUACCAUCUUGGCGCAGGAACAGAGGACAACGAUCAAGUCCCGUUGCCAGUGACAGGAGCAGGAGGUUUCUGUCUGAUGUGGCAAUUACUUAUUGCCGCUAACUCGGGUCUUGCUUCUCAGGAUCUGCGUUCAUGGAUUAUGGACUGUCUUGAUAAGAUUGGGUAUUCGAUGGGAAUUAAUCAGGCUUUGGCGAUGUCGCAACUCUUACGCGCAGGAAAACAGUCAGAAUCAUUGCAUCUGCCGGAGAAUCAUACCUUGGGAAUGGGAAGAAAUCAUUUUGUGGGACUUAUAGAGGAAUAG
Penicillium angulare is the source of this 1095-nucleotide messenger RNA. RefSeq lists its product as uncharacterized. The transcript has 3 exons. NCBI's taxonomy places the organism in Eukaryota, Fungi, Ascomycota, Eurotiomycetes, Eurotiales, Aspergillaceae. The record is from RefSeq and is a predicted model, not a curated record. The coding region runs from base 1 to 1095 and encodes 364 amino acids.